AGCUUCUCUCCGGGUUCAAUUUGUGUUGGUCUUCACAAUGACAUCUGUAUCUUUCGGCCAGGCUGAGGACGAAUACUACCCAGCCUGGCCACAAGGCGAAGUUACGGAUUAUUCAUUCGGACUGAUGGGUUUCUCGUCAAUUUACAAUGGAACCGAUUUAUCCUCUUCUCCACUCGGGGGCUAUUGCGAUCCAAUGGUGAUAGGGGAUAGACAAGGAGAACUCCUGGCUCCUCCUUCUACGAUAAUGACCGAUACUGCGAUCGGCGACAACAGAGAACCUCCUUGGCCGCAGCAAUACCCAAACCUAUUCGCACCGAACAACCUACUCCCGAUGGAAGUCUUCGCUGGAAGCCAGUCACAUCCUGCUAUUGUCGGGGAAACCCCGACUUUGACCACGGCGGCGUUGGACUCACAGGUACCGUCUCUUCCAAUCCAAUCUCUAUAGAGAAGGAACUUGGAUGGAUGCCUGAGUGACGAAGGUCACGAGAGUACCACCACAGCUGUGGUUGUUGGAGGACGGGUCGAUUCAGGAACAUGCGCUUCGAG
Aspergillus homomorphus CBS 101889 is the source of this 546-nucleotide messenger RNA. RefSeq lists its product as uncharacterized. The coding region runs from base 38 to 445 and encodes 135 amino acids. NCBI's taxonomy places the organism in Eukaryota, Fungi, Ascomycota, Eurotiomycetes, Eurotiales, Aspergillaceae. The record is from RefSeq and is a predicted model, not a curated record. The transcript has a single exon.